This is a messenger RNA of Folsomia candida, 3045 nucleotides long. RefSeq names its product COP1-interactive protein 1. Lineage: Eukaryota; Metazoa; Arthropoda; Collembola; Entomobryomorpha; Isotomidae. The annotation marks the transcript as partial. The transcript has 9 exons. The record is from RefSeq and is a predicted model, not a curated record.
UUAAAGAAGCUGCAAUUUUGCAGCGACGAUUGCGAAUAAUUCGCAAUCGACAAAAAUUUCCCCAUAAUGACCGGUACCAACUACUAUUAGUAGUUGGUUUGUACCGGUCACUUGACAAACAUUUGGAAGAGGACUCUGUCCCUGACUCGGGCUAUAUAAACACUGCACACUGUAGGUUUUUAUCAUUGCGACGAAGGCGGCGGGUGAGCUGAGAGUAUGAAAUGCGGCAUGAAAAUAACAGCCACCGACAACAAAGUGCGUGCAGAUUUGUUGUUGACGGUUGAAAAAAGUAACCCAAGUCAACGAACACCUUUUCUCCAGCAGCAGCAUUUACUUUACGGAGGGAGGUGCUCUUCAGUAUUUAAUUAUUAUUUAUUUUUAAAUGGAACAUUAGCCUGGAAGAUGCAGUUUUUAUAAGAAAAGUGACUCGUAACUGUUUAAAGUUUUUUUAAUCAAUCAUAAACCCUGAAAUAUUUAGUUAACUUUAAAAAAACUGGUGAUUGGAGAAGUCACUUCUCCAAUCAAAAUUUUAAACUAAAAUCGUCGUGCUGGACUGGAAGAAGGAGAAAAGGUAUUUGAAAGUUCCACAUAUCCAGACUGCUUCCGGUUUGUGAGAUGGAUUGGCCAAAUAUUGCUUUGGAUUGGGUCAAUUCACUUCGCCUAACUGAAAACCCUUUGCAAGCUAUUAAAGAACUUGGAGAUGGGAAAUUUCUGUGUGAAGUUUUGCAGAUUUUAUUUCACAAAACAGUCGACGUAAAAAACAAAGCACAAAUUUUUCACAUUCUAAAAAUUUCAUUGAAAGAUUCGUAUACUCCCCCCGAUUGGAUAAAUUUUGAAGAUGCGUACGAUAGCAAUGUGGAUGAACUACUUAAAAUUAUAACCGUUUUAAUUGGUGUCAGCAGUCUUCAGAGUGAAGAAAAGCUAUUUCUGGAAAACCCAUCCACCUACCUCAACACUGAUACACAAGUCGUGUUGACCAAGUUCCUCGAGUACGUUUUGGACAAUGGGAAAGUGGUCGACUCCAGAUUCAUUGCAAAUCUUGAAGAAAAAGAAAACAACAGUUCCCGUUCAAACAGAAGGACAAGAAAUGCCGCUCCCAAAGUAUUAUUUCCCACCAACACUACGGUGGCUGAAUCGCCUCACAUUUACGUCCUUUCUCCUUCGAAAGAUUGGAAUUCUCCUCAAAAAUCUCCCCUGCGAGAUUUUCUUUCCUCACCAGUAUUAGAAUCCGAUCGGUUACUAAUGUCGGAGAAAAAUAACGAAAUAUCCAACCUUCGAAACCGGAUAGAAGUUCUUACCGCUUGCCAACGGGACCUAAUGGAUGACAUAAAUUCAUAUCGAGAAGAGUCCUCUAAGCUAUCCCAACGUUGCGACGAAUUAGAAAAGGAAAAUCAUUCUUUGCGAGUUAAGUCUAAUUUGAACAAAACAUUCACUAUUGGAAGCCCCAGUAGUAGCGAAACGCCCGAGAAGACUAAAAAAUUCGCUAACAAUUUAAAAGAUAAAUUGAAAGUAUCGGAAAACUAUGUUGAUGUUUUGGAGUCAAAGAUUGACGAAGGAAACAACAAAAUUCUCAAGUUGGAGGAAGAUAUUGCCACGUUGAAGGAAAAUCUUCAGCAAGCCUCGUUACGUGAAGUAGAGAUGCUCAAAGAGUUGGAAAAUGACGAAAUAGAGAAAAAUAAUUUACGAUCUCAAAUUGAUAACACAAAUGAAAUUAUUAAGAAGCUUUCACAGGAGAUUGAAGACUGCAAAGACAGCCAACAGAUGAAUGGAAGCGAUAAUCAUUAUGGUGCCAAUGGGCUCAUGGGUUUAUCUAUUUGUGACAGCUUUGACACUUCCGUUUGCUCAAAAUCAUUAGGACUCAGUACUUGCGAGGAUAUGGCCUCAGCAGUUAUAGAAGUUCAGUUGAGAGAAACACAGACAACGCUUAAGGAUACUGAAACCACAUUAGGACAAACAAUGAAAAAACUUGAAGUUAUGGAAUCAAAAGCUAAAAAAAGAGAAGCGUGCAUGCAAGAGUUAGAAAUAAAAUUGCAAGAGAAGACUGAUUUGUUGCAAACAACAAGUGACACCUUAGGGAAUGUCGAACUCAAAUUAGAGGAAGCGUCAAAAUCUCUCCUCGUGAAGAACCAGAUUUUGUUGUCCACCGAGAUGAAAAUAGAAGAGAUGUCUAAUUUACUAGAUGAGAAAGCUGCAAGUUUGAAAUCGGCCGAGGUCAAAAUAGACGAGAUUUCCAACUUGCUCGACGAGAAGACCUCAAGUUUGAAAUCGGCCGAGGUCAAAAUAGACGAGAUUUCCAACUUGCUCGACGAGAAGACCUCAAGUUUGAAAACGGCCGAGGUCAAAAUAGACGAGAUUUCCAACUUGCUCGACGAGAAGACCUCAAGUUUGAAAUCGGCCGAGUUCAAAAUAAACGAGAUUUCCAACUUGCUCGACGAGAAGACCACCAGUUUGAAAUCGGCCGAGGUCAAAAUAGACGAGAUUUCCAACUUGCUCGACGAGAAGACCUCAAGUUUGAAAACGGCUGGGAUUAAAAUAGAAGAGAUGUCUAAUUUACUCGAGGAGAAAGCCACGAAGUUGGAUAGGGCCGAGGUCAAAAACGACGAGAUUUCCAACUUGCUCGACGAGAAGACCACCAGUUUGAAAUCGGCCGAGGUCAAAAUAGACGAGAUUUCCAACUUGGUCGAGGAGAAAGCCACGAAGUUGGAAAGGGCAGAGGUCAAAAUAGAUGAGAUUUCCAACUUGCUCGACGAGAAGACCUCAAGUUUGAAAACGGCCGAGGUCAAAAUAGACGAGAUUUCCAACUUGCUCGAGGAGAAGACCUCAAGUUUGAAAUCGGCCGAGGUCAAAAUAGACGAGAUUUCCAACUUGCUCGAGGAGAAAGCCACGAAGUUGGAAAGGGCAGAGGUCAAAAUAGACGAGAUUUCCAACGUGCUCGACGAGAAGACCACCAGUUUGAAAUCGGCCGAGGUGAAAAUAGACGAGAUUUCCAACUUGCUCGACGAAAACGACGAGAAGACCUCAAGUUUGAAAACGGCUGGGAUUAAA